Messenger RNA from Salvelinus fontinalis (brook trout), 5101 nucleotides. RefSeq names its product serine/threonine-protein phosphatase 2B catalytic subunit gamma isoform-like. The transcript is spliced from 14 exons. The record is from RefSeq and is a predicted model, not a curated record. Gene Ontology annotation, cellular component: cytoplasm; calcineurin complex. The coding region runs from base 606 to 2132 and encodes 508 amino acids. Gene Ontology annotation, molecular function: calmodulin binding; calmodulin-dependent protein phosphatase activity. NCBI's taxonomy places the organism in Eukaryota, Metazoa, Chordata, Actinopteri, Salmoniformes, Salmonidae. Gene Ontology annotation, biological process: calcineurin-mediated signaling.
GGCGCAUCGAUUUGACAAAACUGGUCUGCUCGAACGCGCCCUGUCUGUGUGGGCUGUCAGAUUAGCUAGAGUUUAAUCCUUUAGGUUAUGGUCAGAACGCUAGUUAUACCUGGAACAGGGCUCAAUAACCACGAGGAAACUCAGGUUUGAAAGCGAUAGAUUUUAUGAAUGAGUAGCUAAUCUAAGUAAUCCAAGCCAUUUGAUGAGAUGUCUGAAUAACGUUAGCAUUCAAAUGGCUUGAUAGCUGGUCAUUUGUCAAUUUGAUAGACAUCUAACGUUAACGUUAGUUAGCCAGCUAACAGUUAGCUAGUUUGCUCUUAAACUCUUAAAGUGGAAAAUCGUAUUUUCCACAAAAUAUUAAAGACUUUUGAUACGCGGAACAAGCAGUCCCGGUGUUGAUGGUCCACUUCAGUUUGUGAUAUUUUGACACGGACUAGCUAGCUCGUUAGCAAUCGAGCAUAGCUAGCUAACUACUGUAGCUAAUCAAAUCAGUCUCUUCAGUCUCAACAUAACGUCAAAACAGUGUAAGCAGCUAGCUAGUGUUAGAAGCUAGCUAGCUUGUUCAUCGAGCUUGGUCCUGAGUUUUGAGGCAAGGCGAAACAAUCAUGUCUGGAAAAGACAAAGACAAGGAGAAAGCCGGAGAAAAACAAUCUACAACUGAGCGGCUCGUAAAAGCUGUGCCAUACCCUCCACAGCAGCGUCUGUCUAUGAAGGAGCUGUUUGAGGAUGGCAAGCCCAACCCAGAGACCCUCCGAACCCACCUGGUGAAGGAAGGCCGGCUGGAGGAGGAAGUGGCCCUCCGGAUCAUCAACGACGGAGCCAACAUUCUGCGACAGGAAAAAUGCAUGCUGGAGGUAGAGGCACCCAUCACAGUGUGUGGAGAUGUCCACGGCCAGUUCUUUGACCUAAUGAAGCUGUUUGAAGUUGGUGGCUUGCCCAGCAGCACACGCUAUCUCUUCCUCGGAGACUACGUAGACCGAGGCUACUUCAGUAUCGAAUGUGUGCUGUACCUCUGGUCACUCAAGAUCAAUCACCCGACCACACUCUUCCUCCUGCGAGGGAACCACGAGUGCCGGCACCUCACAGAGUACUUCACCUUCAAACAGGAAUGUAAGAUUAAGUACUCUGAGCGCGUGUAUGAUGCCUGCAUGGAGGCCUUUGACUGCCUGCCCCUAGCUGCUCUUCUCAACCAACAGUUCCUGUGUGUACACGGCGGGCUCUCCCCAGAAAUCAACUGCCUAGACGACAUUAGGAAAUUAGACAGGUUUAAGGAGCCUCCAGCUUUCGGCCCUAUGUGUGACCUGAUCUGGGCUGACCCAGGAGAGGACUACGGCAGUGAAAAGACAGCAGAACACUUCAACCACAACUCAGUGCGAGGCUGCUCUUACUUUUUCAGUUACCCGGCUGUAUGUGACUUUUUGAUAAAUAAUAACUUGUUGUCGGUAAUAAGAGCACACGAAGCACAGGAUGCAGGGUAUCGGAUGUACAGAAAAAGUCAGACUACAGGCUUUCCUUCAUUAAUUACAAUCUUCUCAGCACCAAAUUACCUAGAUGUGUACAACAACAAAGCUGCUGUAUUAAAGUAUGAGAACAAUGUGAUGAACAUUCGGCAGUUCAACUGCUCCCCCCACCCCUACUGGCUGCCCAACUUUAUGGACGUCUUCACGUGGUCUCUGCCCUUUGUUGGAGAGAAAGUGACAGAGAUGCUGGUGAACGUGCUGAACAUCUGCUCUGAUGAUGAACUCAUGUCGGAAGGAGACGACCUGUGUGAAGAAGACGGUGGAAUCCCAGCGGUACGCAAAGAGGUGAUCCGGAAUAAGAUCCGAGCCAUUGGGAAGAUGGCCAGAGUCUUCUCUGUUCUCAGGGAGGAGAGUGAGAGUGUGCUGACACUCAAAGGACUCACCCCGACUGGGUCGCUGCCUCUAGGAGUGUUAUCAGGCGGCAAACAGACCUUGCAGACUGCUGCUGCUGAGGCCGCGGAGGCCAAAGCCAUUCAAGGCUUCUCUCCCAAAAGGAAGAUCAAGGACUUUGCAGAGGCACAGAGCCUGGACAAAGUCAACGAGAGAAUGCCCCCUCGCAAGGAUGGCCAGCAGCCAGUCAACCCAAAUGCCCCCAAGAAUGGCACAGACUAAACCUGGAGAGAGACCCCCUCUCACCCCCACCAGCCCCAGGCCAUGGCAAUGUCUCAUACACCCAAACUAUCUUUGUCUCUUUAACUCUGUCUUCUAUCUCGCUCGCUCCCUCCCUCCUUCUCACGUUCUCAUCUUUCUUUCUCUCUCGGUCUCAUUGAGAAUUUGCCCCCAGCUGGCCUAUACAGUUGAACAGGCACAGAACGUGGGUAGAGAAGACGGCACAGAACGUGGGUAGAGAAGACGGCACAGAACGUGGGUAGAGAAGACGGCACAGAACGUGGGUAGAGAAGACGGCACAGAACGUGGGUAGAGAAGACGGCACAGAACGUGGGUAGAGAAGACGGCACAGAACGUGGGUAGAGAAGACGGCACAGAACGUGGGUAGAGAAGACGGCACAGCACUGGGAGAAUGGUUUCAGCCACCACGCAGUAAAACCAUAUGAAUAAAUCAAACACUUAUUUUAUUUAUUCAAUUAGUUAUAUUAGAUAUAUGUCAUAGCUACAGUUUCAUAAAAUCAUACAUUUCUAAGAUGUUUAAAUGUAUAAGCAUACUGACAUUCUUAUAACAAUGGUAAAUGUCAGAGCGAAAACCAUGAAGACUAUUUUGUAAAUUUGAGUUGAAUGAGGUAGCUAUUGAAGGAGACCUUAUUAUCCGUUCUUAGUCAAUUCAAGUUUUUCUAUUUUAUGUGUUUCACAAGGGAAAAGUUGAGUGUGUCUGCUCUUAUACGUUUAUUUAAAUGAUAUUAUGAUGUGUAUUAACUGGAGAGAAAAUAAUUAUGGGAACUAGAUUUGAGACGCCAUUGCAGAAGAUUAUUUUAUACCUCCAGCAGAAGUUCAGUAAAAACACCAACUGUUUUUUUGUCCAAUUUCUUUGAAACCACUGAAUGCUGUUUAAUGUGGGUCAAUGUGUUCCUCCUGUAUUUUAAAGUUAGGGUAAACAGGGUUUAAUCUUACAACCUUUAGUCAACCUUGAGAAACUGCCCUGGGGCAGCAGGUAGCCUAGAGAUUUAAGAUCAUUGGCCCAGUCACUGGAAGGUCGCUGGUUCAAAUCCCCAAGCCGACUAGGUGAAAAAUCUGUCUGUGCCAUUGAGCAAGGCACUUAACCCUAAUUGCUCAGGAUAAAAGCAUCUGCUAAAUGACAAAUGUGAAUGUACAUUUUCCAAAUGAUAUGGAAAAAAUUGUAUAUGGAUGAAUUGAUUCUAGUUUGCUACGAUUAUUGAUGUGACGUGUCAAUGGAUGGUGGUUAGUUUCUCUGGUUUUAUGUGUUCUGUAUAGUGUUUUGACAGUUGGUGUUGCUUGCAGGCUGUCACCAACCAACAUUUUUACCAGUGUGCUUAACUGUAAGCAGCUGGGGGAUUAUAUACAUUUAGAUCAUCUUCUGCAAAACCAAAGUCUGAUUGAAAGGGGUUAUAGGCAUACAGUAUGUAUUGGUACAUCUCCAAGUGGACUUGGUGGUGGUGGCACUGCUAUUUGGUUAGCUUUCCUGGGACAUUGAGCUGAGAGUGGCCAACUGUUCUGCAGAGUGAUUUUCUGGAUGGGGAAAGAAGUCUUCAUGGUAACGAAACAUACAUACCAACCUAAUAUCAAGGAAGAACAACCAGUGUCCUUUUCUGAAGAUGGAGGGGUAAUAUUUCCCAUGGAGCAGAUGGUGAAAAACGCUCAUAUUGUCCCAAAAUGAACUGAAACUCCAUGUUCAUUUUAUGUUUUAGAUAAGAUUUCUGUGUUAUAAUACUACUAAUAAUAAUGACACUUCGUUUGAUUUCAUAUUGCUCUCUACACUACAGAAAGGAUGUUUUUGGGGUUUCUUGACUCCAUCUACUGUUGAUUUGAUGCAUAUGUGUUAGAUGAACUGAAGGGAAAGCUUGUCUCCAACAAAUGCUUUAGUUGCUAGCAGUUUGAGCAAUGCUGUAGCCCGAAGAGUAGUAGAUUGAGUCAUUCUCAGUGAUGCUGUGAGGAUUGUUUUGGGUAUUUCCUUCUCUUUAUCAUGAAUCCCACGGACUGACACAAUUCUCAGUAUCGGUGGUAGUGCAAAGUUGGGGACCAACUACAGACUCUACAUUGAUCAUGCAGUAAAAAUAUAAGUAAUUCCUGAUGUUUCUUCUAUGUUCAUUUGAUUGAGUGUCUUGAGUUAUGGUCUUGACACCUUUUUGUCUUUAUCACCUGCAUGGCAGGAAUGAGGACUGGACACUUUUGUAACACCUGCUCUGAACCCUUUUAAUGAUUGACUUCUUUAGGACUUGUGACUCGAUGAACCGGUGCUUAGAGUUUUAGCCCUAGAUUUUUUGGGGGGCUAGAACUGCUUCUCUGACACUCCUCCCGUCACGUAGUUAUUCUAUUGUCUUCAAUCAUUCAAGAAAAGCAUUGAGAUUUUGUUAUCCUUAUGUGAAUUUUCCCUUUUAUAAAAAAAUAUAUUAUACAGCUUUUAACAAGUUGCUUUUAAUGUGCCAUGCCACUUCCUAAACAAACACCAACACCUGUGUGUGACUGGUGGGGGAGAAUGGCCAUCAGAAUGUCCUGUUCUUGUGUUCAGUGGUCAUGGAGAGAUCCUGGAGCCUGUUUCCACUCAACGUGGGUCAGGUUCAUUGAGUUGUCACUGCUUAGAUGCUUAUUUACAGCCCCUUUUUGUUAGUAAAAUAAAAAAUCAUCUCUACUGUAUUGUGGGUUCAGAAAAUGGUCAAAAGAUGCUCUUUAAAAAUGUUUUUUCCCACAUUCACGACCGCUUAAAAUGUUGGUUUGGUGUGAAGUUAGCUAGGACUUAGAGGCCCCAGAGUAGGCCUGUAUUCCUGACCUCUUGUCAGUUUCUAAAUAUUUCUCAGAAUGUACAGAAAUAUUUGUCAUUCAAAAGUCUUUAGCUGUAAAAAGGAUGAAAAUAAUCCUUUCGUCAAGUACAGUACUUGUCAUGCGAGGCCAUGAAAUCUUAAUCUAUGUAGAUGAAUCGCUUGAAAAAUAAAAUGUAAAUACUAAGCGUU